This is a messenger RNA of Egretta garzetta (little egret), 4573 nucleotides long. It is a transcript of the gene MPP3, whose product is annotated as membrane palmitoylated protein 3. The transcript is spliced from 21 exons. NCBI's taxonomy places the organism in Eukaryota, Metazoa, Chordata, Aves, Pelecaniformes, Ardeidae. Gene Ontology annotation, molecular function: protein binding. Bases 194 to 1954 code for a protein of 586 amino acids. The record is from RefSeq and is a predicted model, not a curated record. Gene Ontology annotation, cellular component: cell-cell junction; plasma membrane.
GUGGGGGCUCGGCCGAAGCGCCCGCCCCGCCGGGCGAACAGGGAACGGCGUGCGGUUUUCUCCGUGCUUGGUUCAGCCAUCAGAGCGGUCACUCUUGUAGUGCUAAAGACUGCCUCUGAAUCGCAGUCCAGAAAGAAGAAACAAUCGUGUUGAUUUAAGUUGAACAUUUGUCUCUAAGAUUAAGAACAAAGCCAUGCCAGUGCUUUCGGAAGACUCAGGAUUGCAUGAAACUUUGGCCCUUUUGACAUCUCAGCUAAGACCUGAUUCAAAUCAUAAAGAGGAGAUGGGAUUCCUUAGGGAUGUCUUCAGUGAAAAGAGUCUCAGCUACCUGAUGAAGAUUCAUGAAAAACUCCGUCAUUAUGAAAGACAGAGUCCAACUCCUGUUUUACAUAGUGCAGCAGGAUUAGUGGAAGAUGUUAUAGAAGAAUUGCAGACUGCACCAGUGAACAAUGAAGAAAAAGAGCUACUUCAGCUGUUGUCAACGCCACAUCUAAGGGCAAUGCUUGUAGUACAUGACACUGUAGCACAGAAGAACUUUGACCCAGUCCUUCCACCUCUACCUGAUAACUUUGAUGAUGAUUUUGAUGAGGAAUCAGUGAAAAUUGUUCGGCUAGUGAAAAAUAAAGAACCCUUGGGAGCUACCAUCAGAAGAGAUGAGCAUACAGGAGCUGUGAUUGUAGCAAGGAUCAUGAGAGGUGGUGCAGCUGAUCGUAGCGGUCUUGUCCAUGUUGGAGAUGAACUAAGAGAAGUCAAUGGUAUUACUGUGCUUCACAAACGACCAGAAGAAAUAAGUCAGAUUUUGGCUCAGUCUCAGGGGUCAAUAACGUUAAAAAUAAUUCCAGCCAUCAAAGAAGAGGAUCGUCUAAAAGACAGCAAGGUGUUUAUGAGGGCGCUUUUCUGCUAUAAUCCCAAAGAAGACAGAGCCAUUCCCUGCCAGGAGGCUGGGCUGCCAUUUAAGAGACGACAUGUCCUAGAAGUUGUAAGCCAAGAUGAUCCUACGUGGUGGCAAGCAAAGCGAGUUGGAGAUACCAACCUCAGAGCAGGCUUGAUCCCCUCAAAACAGUUCCAAGAAAGACGAUUGACUUACAGAAGAACAAUAGGCACUUUGCAGAAUCCCAGAACUGUGAAGAAACCAUUAUAUGAUCAGUCUUCCGACAAAGAAGACUGUGACUGUGAAGGAUAUUUCAACGGACAGUACAUAGCUGGCUUACGCAGGAGCUUUAGAUUAAGUCGUAAAGAGAAGGAGAACAGCCUGAAUGAAGGAAAGCAAGCAGAGCAGGCAGACGCAGCAGAGUUCCUAACAUACGAAGAAGUCACGAAAUACCAGCAGCAGCCUGGUGAACAGCAGAGGCUGGUGGUUUUGAUUGGUUGUUUGGGGGCCAGAUUAAGUGAGCUCAAGCAGAAGGUUGUGUCGGAGAACCCACAGGAGUAUGGUGUUGCAGUUCCACAUACAACCAGGUCAAAGAAAAGUCAUGAGAAAGAGGGAGUAGAAUACAAUUUUGUCUCUAAGCAAUCAUUUGAGACAGAUGUGCAGCAAAACAAAUUUGUGGAACAUGGAGAAUACAAAGAAAAUCUCUAUGGUACAAGCCUUGAGGCAAUCCGGUCCGUGAUGGCCAAAAAGAAGGUUUGUUUGGUGGAUGUGGUACCUGAAGCAGUAAAGCACUUGAGGACUCCUGAGUUUAAGCCUUAUGUUAUCUUUGUGAAGCCUCUCAUUCCAGAAAAGAAAAAAAAUGUCCUAAAAUCUCCCACGUCAGAAGAAAUCUCAGCCCCCCUUGAUGAAGAACAGCAGGAAAUUAUUAAUUCGGCAGCAUUCAUUGAAGAGCAGUAUGGCCAUUUAAUUGACACCGUACUGGUGAAAGAAGAUCUCCAGAGUGCAUGUAAUCAGCUGAAAACUGUGUUAGAGAAACUAAACAAGGAUUCAUUUUGGGUGCCAGUCAGCUGGGUUAGGUCAUAGCUCAUUAUCGUCUGUUUAAGGGAAAGAUUGUAUAAAAACUACUUGUAAAUACAUGGAUUUGAAAAAGGAAGUAUGUCAAAUUCACUUCAAAACUGCUGGUCUGUCCAGAAGGUAAAGACAUAGGAGAAAAACUAAGCAAAGUCAGAAGCUGACACUGCCUUCCUGAAUCAGAAUCUUGAAUAGCAGCUGUCACUUAAAAGCGACUACACAAAGAUCAGCAAAAGACUGGAGUGACUUUUGGGCUGUACAUAGUGCAUUUUGUACAGUGAAGUUUCACAGAGGGUCCCACACUUCCAAGACAUUAAGUAGUGCUUGGACAGUAACCAGCUGGAUUUUUCAUCCUUUGGCCACAACUCUGGUGGCUGGAGUUAAGGCAUCUGGACAAGGCACGGUUCGGGAACCAGCCUGCCUGCAGACCAAGCCACUUCAGCCAGGCAGGGGGCAGAGCGCUUAUACUAUGUCCAAGACUCAAAAAUCCAAUUGGCUGACAGGGCAGCCACUUCCCUUCGCUCAGGAUCAUUCAUUGCAAAUCCUUUCCAAUUGGGCACUAAAACUAGGCCAGUUAUACAAGUGGUGUAUAUUUUAGUGGCUGAGAAAUGGUUUGUGGGGAGUUUUUUUGGUUUGUUUUUUUUUUUUUUAAUAUCCAUCCCACGUUUCCUAGUGCUUCCACCUUGUCUUGCAGAGGUAUGAGUCUGCUCAGCCAUAGCUUAUGCCCACUUUCCCAAUCUCUUCCUACUGACGCAGGACAGAUGUUAAAUGAUCUGUGAACACACCCGCAUGACUAGCCAGCUCAUAAACUAGAGACUUUUUUUUUUUUUUUUUUUUAGUCUACAUGAAAAUAACUACAUAUGAUUUAAAAUAGACUUUUAAGAAGCUUAUUUUCUGCAAAAUAUCUUUGCAAAUGCCACCUGAUGGGAUACCACCUUGACACCGAUGUAGCAGCUCCAAAAAGGCCGCUAAAAGGAGGAGGCUGAAGUACCAAGUAGCCGAGCUACAGAGCCAAAUCCUCACCCUUCCAGCAUCUGUGGCCACCUGUGUUCCUUCCACUGCAUCAAAUUGGCUACGCGUCCUGAAGAAGAAAUCCUAACUGUUAGAGGACUCUAUGUAUGUUUCAGGAGCCUUGAAUAUACAGGAUUUUUAGAUGGGUGUUAAUAAGAAAACACAGAUGAUUUGGAAGCGCCUAUGCUUUAUAAUUAUUUAAAAAAAAUAAAGAGUAUUGUACAGGUGCAUGUUAGCUGAAACUAGUUCCCGUUUCCCAGUGCCUGAUGCGGUCUGAUCGUUCCUGUGUGCUGUGCCCUUUUACCAGGACCUUCUGGUGCACCAGCCUCAUUCCUUCAUCUUCCCAGUAUGAUGUUAUUCUUGUUCCACUGCAUUUAGCAAAACUAACAACAUUGCAUAUUAAAAGCUCAGUUCUUGUAUACCAGUGUCACUGAAUCUACAUUAACUCUAGCCCCAAGAGUGGCGUAGGACACUCGCCUGUAUCCACCUUCGCCCAACGUGUGUAACGUUGCCCUGCCUGUAGGCGUGGAGGUUCCCGUUCCUGCAAGAAGCAGCACUUUCCACAGUUGGAGCCUGCUCCGGCUUGGCACAGCAUCUGCGCUGCCUCAGCAAACGUACAAGGACUCCUUCAUCUGCAGCUGCCCCAUCAGCUCUGCCAUUAACUCUCUACAAUCUUGGCCCAGCACAGCCACCAAAAGUAACGUGGCUUCCAAGAGAGACACAUCGCCAAGUGAAUUUUGUGACACAUGUCCUGUGUUCAUAUGAAAAACUGAGUGUAAUAUUUUAAAAACUAUAACAGCAUUUCAAACUCAGUCAUAUCAUGAAAAUAUGAAAUGGGCAGAUUGAUCUCGCCCUAGAUCUAUAUUGCAGAUUACAAGCAAGCUUUCGUAGUCUGCAAGACCUAAACAUGUUCAGAUGAUGGAGAUUUAAUUUAAAGAAGACUAGGUUCAAAGUUAGGGCUGGAGAGGCUCUGUGUUACAUGCUAAAGUGCACAGGUAGCUGAGCUUCAGUUGUAGGAAAAAAAGAACACCUGCAAUGCUCCUAUUUAUUCUGAAAUCCUAGGAAGAGAGUACAUGCAGAAGAUGAUUGUGAUCAGGAAAGCCUCCAAUUCUGACAAGAUACUGAGUCCCUGCUGCAUUAGCCAUGCCUGGUAUAUGCUCCUGCCAUUAGCGAGGAAAAAGCAUUCAACAACUGCAGGCACCACCGAAUAGGUCAAGGCAUCUCACUUGUGAAGAUCUAAAAGCAUAACUGCAUGCGGAAAGAAGCGACAGAACAGCUCUUGUCAGUAGGUAAGGGGAGGCAGCAAUAGCACUGACGCUCAGUAAAGGAAUGUGCAGUGCAUGUGCAGACAGAAGCCAAAGCAGAACCCCAGUACAGGUAUUUCUGUUCACUUCAGUGACAGUUACACAGGCACACUUUUCACAAAAGAAAACAGCUCCAUAAAGAGCAACUUUGCAGAGCACAAGCUUGAAUAGUUCCAAAGUGAGGUUAAAGUUUUAUAGGCCUUGUCUUCAGCUGUGUUGUGGUAGCACUCAUGACAAAUCACUGGUGGUGCUCAGGAAGGCACUCCCACUGAUACAAAUUAACUUCAGAGUGAUGAAUCAUCAAGACAUUCAUCUU